AUGUUCAUAUCUGUUCAUAUACCUAUCUAUCUAUCUAUCUCCUAUCUAUCUCAGUCUGUUCAUAUCUAUCUAUCUAUCUAUCUAUCUAUCUAUCUAUCUAUCUAUCUAUCUAUCUAUCUAUCUAUCUUCUAUCUAUCUCCAUCUAUUCUAUCUAUCUAUCUAUCUAUCUAUCUAUCUAUCUAUCUCAUCCAUCGAUAUCAGUCUCUUCGUAUCUAUCUAUCUAUCUAUCUAUCUAUCUAUCUAUCUAUCUAUCUAUCUAUCUCAGUCUGUUCAUAUCUAUCUAUCUAUCUAUCUAUCUAUCUAUCUCAGUCUGUUCAUAUCUAUCUAUCUAUCUAUCUAUCUAUCUAUCUAUCUAUCUAUCUCAGUCUGUUCCUAAUCUAUCUAUCUAUCUAUCUAUCUAUCUUCUACCUAUCUCAGUCUGUUCAUAUCUAUUUAUAUAUCUAUCUCAGUCUGUUCAUACCUAUUUAUAAAUCUAUCUCAGUCCAUCGAUAUCAGUCUCUUCGUAUCUAUCUAUCUAUCUAUCUAUCUAUCUAUCUAUCUAUCUCAGUCUGUUCAUACCUAUCUAUCUAUCUAUCUAUCUUCUGUCUAUCUCAUCUAUAUCUAUUUAUAUAUCUAUUUCAUCUGUUCAUACCUAUUUAUAAAUCUAUCUCAGUCCAUCGAUAUCAGUCUCUUCGUAUCUAUCUAUCUUCUAUCUAUCUCAGUCUGUUCAUAUCUAUUUAUAUAUCUAUCUCAUCCAUCGAUAUCAGUCUCUUCGUUUCUAUCUAUCUAUCUAUCUAUCUAUCUAUCUAUCUAUCUCAGUCUGUUCAUACCUAUCUAUCUAUCUAUCUGUCUAUCUCAGUCUGUUCAUAUCUAUCUAUCUAUCUAUCUAUCUAUCUAUCUAUCUAUCUAUCUAUCUAUCUAUCUAUCUAUCUCAUCUCUUCGUAUCUAUCUAUCUAUCUAUCUAUCUAUCUAUCUAUCUAUCUAUCUAUCUAUCUAUCUCAGUCUGUUCAUACCUAUCUAUCUAUCUAUCUAUCUAUCUAUCUAUCUAUCUAUCUACCUAUCUAUCUAUCUUCUAUCUAUCUCAGUCUGUUCAUAUCUAUUUAUAUAUCUAUUUCAGUCUGUUCAUACCUAUUUACAAAUCUAUCUCAGUCCAUCGAUAUCAGUCUCUUCGUAUCUAUCUAUCUAUCUAUCUAUCUAUCUAUCUAUCUAUCAUCUAUCUAUCUAUCAUAUAUCUAUCUAUCUCAGUCUGUUCAUUCUAUCUAUCUAUCUAUCUAUCUAUCUAUCUAUCUAUCUAUCUCAGUCUGUUCAUAUCUAUCUAUCUAUCUAUCUAUCUAUCUAUCUAUCUAUCUAUCUAUCUAUCUCAGUCUGUUCCUAAUCUAUCUAUCUAUCUAUCUUCUACCUAUCUCAGUCUAUUCAUAUCAAUUUAUAUAUCUAUCUCAGUCUGUUCAUAUCUAUUUAUAUAUCUAUCUCAGUCUGUUCAUACCUAUUUAUAAAUCUAUCUCAGUCCAUCGAUAUCAGUCUCUUCGUAUCUAUCUAUCUAUCUAUCUAUCUAUCUAUCUAUCUAUCUAUCUAUCUAUCUAUCUUCUAUCUAUCUCAGUCUGUUCAUAUCUAUUUAUAUAUCUAUUUCAGUCUUCCUAUCUAUCUAUCUAUCCAUCGAUAUCAUCUUCGUCUCUAUCUAUCUAUCUAUCUAUCUAUCUAUCUCUAUCUAUCUAUCUUCUCUAUCUCAGUCUGUUCAUAUCUAUUUAUAUAUCUAUCUCAUCUAUCUAUCUUAUCCAUCGAUAUCAGUCUCUUCGUUUCUAUCUAUCUAUCUAUCUAUCUAUCUAUCUAUCUAUCUCAGUCUGUUCAUACCUAUCUAUCUAUCUAUCUAUCUAUCUAUCUAUCUAUCUAUCUAUCUAUCUAUCUCAGUCUGUUCAUACCUAUCUAUCUAUCUAUCUAUCUAUCUAUCUAUCUAUCUAUCUAUCUAUCUCUAUCUAUCUAUCUAUCUGUCAUCUCAGUCUGUUCAUAUCUAUCUUCUAUCUAUCUAUCUAUCUUCUAUCUCAGUCUGUUCAUACCUAUCUAUCUAUCUAUCUAUCUACCUAUCUAUCUAUCUUCUAUCUAUCUCAGUCUGUUCAUAUCUAUUUAUAUAUCUAUUUCAGUCUGUUCAUACCUAUUUACAAAUCUAUCUCAGUCCAUCGAUAUCAGUCUCUUCGUAUCUAUCUAUCUAUCUAUCUAUCUAUCUAUCUAUCUAUCUAUCUAUCUAUCUAUCUCACCCCCACCUUUAUUUUUAUCAACUCGCCUUGUCUUCAGAAAUUUCUCCCCCCGCCGUAUUCUCAUUAUCUUUGCACCUUUGCCUCGACACAUCCCUUUCAUUCCACUCUUUCUUUAAUACCCACAUCAUCGCCUAAAGUUCCAGAUCUAAAUGUCAUUCUAUUAACCUGCGGCCAUCUGCCAAUGGGGUCUUUCCCGCCUACACCAAAUGUCCCGACGAAUAUUCCCGCCAAAACUAACUUCCCCGCGGGCGCUGCCGGGGGCCUUUUACCUUCGGGGACUCUCAUCAUAUACAUUCAUCAGUUCAUAUCUAUCUAUCUAUCUAUCUAUCUAACCUAA
Messenger RNA from Acanthosepion pharaonis, 2565 nucleotides. The record is from the annotation of a GenBank genome assembly. Lineage: Eukaryota; Metazoa; Mollusca; Cephalopoda; Sepiida; Sepiidae.